Molecule: messenger RNA, 507 nt
Organism: Aspergillus neoniger CBS 115656
Lineage: Eukaryota; Fungi; Ascomycota; Eurotiomycetes; Eurotiales; Aspergillaceae
Exons: 1
Coding region: 1-507 (168 amino acids)
Source: RefSeq, a predicted model, not a curated record
AUGAACGACGACCACCAGACUUCUGCUCAACCAAACACCCUCAAGCGGGCUCUUUCUCAGUCCACUACUUCCUCUACCUCAUCAACCACCACCAACUCCCACGCUACGAAGGCUAGACAUCACAAAGCAAGCCGCCUGUCCAGCGUAAAACAGUUCCUCCGGUCGCGCUCCCAUUCUCCGACCGCGGCUUCUAUCCCUUCGAAUCGCUCCUCUCCCUCAUCUAGCUUCGACAUUCCUCGAAGCAUUCCUGCAAACUCUACCCCUCGUCGCUCUGCGAGCCCCGUCUCCACCAUGUCUCCUAGCAGAGUCUCCACCGACGACAGCGCGACCAACAAGCGUGUACAUCCGACACACAUGCGCAGAAGCGGCCACGACUACCGUCGUUACAGCGGCACAGUGAACCACUACGGCCGUCACUCGAAUGACUGGCUGUUUGGAGGCUUCAGUCUGCGGGAUACCGUACGAGAUGGAGUGGAUCGUCUGAGACACCAUCAUGCGAAGGAUUGA